Molecule: messenger RNA, 2977 nt
Organism: Spodoptera frugiperda (fall armyworm)
Lineage: Eukaryota; Metazoa; Arthropoda; Insecta; Lepidoptera; Noctuidae
Gene: cts
Exons: 11
Coding region: 299-1843 (514 amino acids)
Biological process (GO): transmembrane transport
Cellular component (GO): membrane
Molecular function (GO): transmembrane transporter activity
Source: RefSeq, a predicted model, not a curated record
GAAACCAGGCUAGUUAGUAGUCGACGCGCACCAUACCACAGCGCACGCGCCAAUGUUACCGCUACAACCUAUUUGGUUCACAUAGAGGUUGUAUAGGAACAUCUUAAAAGAAUAAAAGAAAAAUAAAUUAAGAAAAAUAAAACGUCGAGUUCGAAAUUCGUAAUUCGAAGCGAACGUGUUUGAACAAUAUUUCGAAUUCCGCGCGUCUUUUUUUGAUUGGCGGGAUAUCGUAGUGUUGCAAAUUGAAGAAUUUGAGGUGAUUAUUGCGAAGUGUUUUGCAGUCUUGGAAUAAAUCAAAAUGUUUCACGGAGGUAUAUGGGCUAAGCUGCAAGGCUUCUACAAGUGGUAUGUGCUGGGGCUGGUGUCGAUCGGCUACAUCCUAGGAGAGCUCGGACAUUAUCUUAUUGGUACUACAUCGAAGGUGACGGCAGAUGAUCUCCACUACGGAGACAAGUCCUGCAUGCUGAACCUGACGCACGUGUCACUGAGCGACCUACCCGUCGUCUGCGAGAAAGUCAACUCUAGUGAUAUAUGCGAGACUCUAACUCUGAAUGGGACGCGGUACUGCGAGUGGGGGUACAAUGGACUGGGGAUAGAUUACCAGGUGCUGGCGGGCCCCGCCUUCAUGGCAGUGUUCACUGUCGUCGGAGUCAUACUCGGCGUGGUCGCUGACAAAUUCAACAGAGCAAGAAUCCUUGCCUUCUGUACCCUCAUCUUCGUGAUCGCCAUCCUUCUCAUGGGAACCGUCAAGGAGUACUGGCAUCUAGUCGUCCUGCGUAUGAUAAUGGCGGCAGGAGAAUCCGGGUGCAAUCCUCUAGCUACUGGCAUUCUGACUGACUUGUUCCCUGAGAAACAGAGGGCUCUGGCGUUGUCCAUCUUCAACUGGGGCAUCUAUGGAGGAUAUGGUAUCGCCUUCCCCGUUGGACGGUAUAUACCUGAUGUUAAUGCUUGGGGGCUGAGCUGGCGUGUGUGCUACUUCGGAGCUGGUAUCGUCGGUCUAGUCAUCACUGUGCUCACCUUCCUCACUCUUCGGGAGCCUUCCAGAACUACUAUUGGAGAAGAAGGUACCGCAAAGACAAAUGACACUACUGUAGAGUCCGGCAAGAAGAUCCCUCAGGUGACCAUCUGGCACGUGAUUGCGCAGCCCAGGAUUAUUCUGCUGUGCCUGGCUGCCUCUAUCAGACAUUGCGGUGGUAUGUGCUUCGCGUACAACGCCGACCUGUACUACCGUGACUACUUCCCCGAUGUGGACCUAGGCUGGUGGCUGUUCGCUGUUACUGUUGGUAUCGGCUCCAUCGGUGUCGUCGCUGGAGGAGUCAUCUCCGACAAGUAUGUGGAGAAGAUGGGUGUUCGUUCAAGAGUACUGGUUCUUGCGCUGUCUCAGCUGAUUGCCACCCUCCCCGCCUUCGGUUCUGUGGUGUUCGGACCUCUGUGGGCCAUGAUCACUCUUGCUAUUUCCUACUUCUUCGCUGAGAUGUGGUUCGGUAUCGUUUUCGCCAUCCUCGUGGAGAUAGUGCCUCUGUCAGUCCGAUCCACCACCGUCGGAGUGUUCCUCUUCGUGAUGAACAACGUGGGAGGCAACCUGCCCAUCCUGGUCGACCCCGUCUCCAAGAUCAUAGGAUACAGAGAGGCCAUCAUGAUCUUCUACGCUGGAUUCUAUGGCAUCAGCAGCAUAAUGUUCUUCCUAACAAUGUUCCUGAUGGACGGUCCUGUAGAGAAAGCAGCUACAGAGGAACCAGCGAACAAACGCAGUGGUCUCGACAACAGAGCCUUCACUCAAGACGAACUACCCGCCAGAAACGCGGGCAGACCUCUACCUUCAGCCGUUAACGAAAGAUUGUAAAUUAUUAAAGGACUCUUUAAACGCAAUCCGGGGCCAUAACAGACACGAUAUCGUCGUACUGUUAGCAAAAAACAAACUGGCAACGAGGCCCCAGGGCCGUAAUUAGGACGUCUUUGGGUGCAAUAAAGUACAAAAUAAAUGCAUGACAGGACUUUGUAUAUAGCUUACGACACAAAUAAUUAUUAUUGGUAAAUAUAAAGAAUUAUUCGUUAUUCUCCAAAGUUAAUCGUUAUUGUAAUGUAGAUUAUUAGGUAUGUGUUUUUUUUUAAUAAAAUUAUUACCAUUUUUAAAUAAUUCGUACCAUAUCUAAAUACAGAAAAGUAGAUUAUUAGAUCCGCCUAUGCGAUUUCAGGUUUGUAAAUUUGUCAAAGUCUAAAUACAAUAACAAAUAGAUAUUUGUCAUACAAUGCAUGUUCCUGUAGUAGUAAGCAAAAUAUUUUAUGGCUGAUUCAUCAAAACAGUGCUAAAAUAAAGUCUCUGACUGACUUAGCCUGUGUGUAUGAAGACGCCUGGAUCUGAUGCUGAUCUGAUCAUUUAAUGUGCAUUGUCGUUAGUACCUUUGAGGUAUGUCUGAGUGUUAAGUUUUAUUUUAAGUUAUUUUUAAGUUGUGUUAAGGUCGUUUUAUUUAUUUUCAUUGUGAAUUCCAAGUUUAUCAAUAAGUCUGUUUAAAACAUAACUUUUAUUUUAAAACAUAGUAAUUAUCUUUAAUACAUGUGAUAAGUAAUAGUAAUCCGAAUCUCAACUACAUUUUAUUACAAAGAAAUUCAUCAACAACGAAGUUAUACAUAAAAUUAAGUUAAUUUUUAAACAGACUAUGGUAAACUAUAAUUAUUUUCAACGCAAAUGUUGUUUUUAUGCCUUAUUUUGAGUUUAUUUGCAAUAAAUUUAUUACAAUACAAAUGAAAAAUGUACAAAUCAAUAUAAUACAAAUCUACAAUUAUUGCUGUUAAUACAAAUUGAUCACUUGAGUAAAUACAAUGUAGUCAAAUUCUCAUUGUAAUUGUUAUAAUUACGACAAAAUGAUAAAAAUCUAAAAAUGAAAUGCAGUUGUUAUGUGAUAAUGAUCUUUUGUACAUAUUUAUUUCAUAGUUUAAUGUGAUUAUUGUAAAUAAAUGUUUAAUGUUUUAUGAGAAA